AUGGACGAGGAAGACCUUUAUGAGAUACUAGAGGUGGACUCUACCGCCAGCAGUGCGGAAAUCAAAAAGGCAUAUAGAAGGCUAGCCUUAAAGUACCACCCGGAUAAGGUUUCAGAGGAAGAGCGUGAGGCAUCUGAGAUCCUAUUCAAAAAAGUGUCGUUUGCAUAUGAGGUGCUCAUAGACGAGGACAAGCGAAGUUACUAUGACCAUUACGGGACCACAACUACAGAUAAUAAUUACGGUGGGGCGAGCUACGCGUCAAACCCGUUUGAGCAGUUUUAUGGCGGCGGAUUCAAUCAAUACGAAGGUAACGACUUUCACGAGUUCUUUUUCAAUGGUGGCACUGGUGGUCCCCAGAAAAAGUCUAGGACAGAGGAUGCACAUAUUCACGUGGAGGUCACGUUGGAAGAACUAUACAUAGGGAAAGUGGUUAGAACAACAUUGACAAGGAAUAUCAUAUGUACACAGUGCAAAGGAAGUGGGCUCAGGUCUGCUAGCGCUAUGAGCAAAGCAUGUGCAGUAUGCAAAGGAGAAGGACACACGCGUAAAAUCAAGAGGGUGGCUCCAGGGUUGGUGACCCAGGAGUAUGUGGACUGUGCUAAUUGCAAGGGCUCAGGCAAGAUUUAUAGGACCAAGGACAAAUGCAAGGUAUGUUUGGGUGCCAGGGUAACUGAGGAGACCAAGAUCCUUGAGUUUGAGAUUGCUAGAGGCGCGCCGAGCAGAGGCGUGGUUACAAAACACGGCGAGAGCGACGAGUACCCGGGAAAACAAACGGGUGAUAUCAUUUUGGAGUAUACAUGUAAAGAGCACAGUGUGUUUGAAAGAAAAGGCGAUGAUCUAUAUAUCCUGUUUUCUCUACUGCUAGCGGACGCGCUUGCAGGGUUCACAAAACAAGUGGCUUUACAUCUAGAUGGAAGAGUGGUUCAGAUUAGUACACCCCCUGGUAAGGUGAUUAGACCUGGUGAUUAUAUCAAGAUCAUUGGUGAAGGUAUGCCCAAACUGAAUAAAUCGUGGCUGCUUUUCCCAAAUGCCUCAGGAGACUUGUACUUGAAACCGGAUAUCGAGUUCCCCAAAGAUAAUUGGUUUUUGGAAAAGGACGACUUGGUGAAGCUACGGAAUAUUCUUCCGGGGGGUAAGGCACAAGAGUCUAGCGCUAAUGGCGGUGCCAAUACCCUGUUGUUUACUGAUUUCGCAGUAAUCAAGGAUGUGGAUUUACCUGUAUAUAAUGAGGGGGAAGGGAGACAAAAAGGAGAACAUGGAGGAAGAAACAGCCAUUCUCCGCAAUGUAAUCAGCAGUAA
This is a messenger RNA of Lodderomyces oxycetoniae, 1299 nucleotides long. RefSeq lists its product as uncharacterized. The coding region runs from base 1 to 1299 and encodes 432 amino acids. Gene Ontology annotation, molecular function: Hsp70 protein binding. Gene Ontology annotation, biological process: protein refolding. The record is from RefSeq and is a predicted model, not a curated record. Gene Ontology annotation, cellular component: cytoplasm; nucleus; cytosol. NCBI's taxonomy places the organism in Eukaryota, Fungi, Ascomycota, Pichiomycetes, Serinales, Debaryomycetaceae. The transcript has a single exon.